Colletotrichum phormii is the source of this 1150-nucleotide messenger RNA. RefSeq lists its product as uncharacterized. The record is from RefSeq and is a predicted model, not a curated record. The transcript has a single exon. The coding region runs from base 182 to 1033 and encodes 283 amino acids. NCBI's taxonomy places the organism in Eukaryota, Fungi, Ascomycota, Sordariomycetes, Glomerellales, Glomerellaceae.
AUUGGAUGGCGGGUGCAGCUGAGGCCUGAGGGGGAGGGUGUACCGCAUCGGUAACAAGAACAUUGACGGCGGACGACGCAGUGCGACGGUCGAGUAGUCCAUACCGCUGUGCUACUCCGCAUGAAGAAACAAGCCGCCCCGAGUAUGAUUACCACCAAAGAGGGUGUGCGGCCAAGGGGAAAUGGACGAUGGACGCCACCCAACGACACUAAUCCCAAUGGGCGAUUCCUUCAAAGGGUUCAAUUCAGGAUCAAGAGAGACAAUGGCGAAAUCCCCCGGGGCCGUGGACCAUGCAUGUCGUACAGUUGUACCGAGAACGAGAGAGCAAGCCAUCAAUUGCUGGAGGAUCCGAGAAAAUGACAUUGGCGGAAACGAAGGCGUCUCUCAUCUCCCGUUUUACCAUCCGGUCUUUUGGGUUGGGUUCACGCAGCACGCGGGCUUGGACCAGAGUUCAGCAGCAGGACGGCGGACAACGAACCAACGAACGACUGCUGUGCGUUCCUUAGAGAUGGCAGUAGCGAUCUCCGGGCCAUCCCAUCGUCAUCCCAAAGCUGCCCAUCCAAUUCCAUGCAGCCCAAAACCCUCAAUCCCAUUCCCCCCUUCUCGUCUUUUCUCCGCACACGCCCCCUUCCCCUGGAUCCCUGACCCUAAACCCCUGGGGCCAGAGAAUUCUAGCAGGGCGAACCAGGGAAAACCCGCAGAGCAAAGAGGCAAGGCAGCUGUGCAGGUAUGCUGGCAGCGGGCCGACCAGGCUGUGAAGUCACAAGUCAAAGGAACGGUGGUGGGCUGGCUCGACUUUUUGCGUCAAGCGCUGCGUCAAGCCCACUCUUCCCAGCAACUAUUGCUUGGUCUCUCCACUCUCCUAAUAAAAAUAGGCCCUGCGACUGGGUGUUGGAACCAGGGAAGUGCGUCGAUGCGAGAUAGAGAGAAAGCAGACCAGACUCCAGAGUCCCAGGCCAGACAGACCAUCAGCAGGAACAGGAAGACUGGCCCAACAAGGACGCGGGACGCGGGACACGGGAUGCAGAAGUGAGGAGAGAAGCAGAGGCAAAGCAGAGGGCAGAGGAGCAGAGGCCUUUCAUAUUUUCUCUCCUUGAACUCUGGAGACUGGAUACCUGCCUGGACUGGCCCUGCUCACGUUCUUUCUGAC